Cryptomeria japonica (Japanese cedar) is the source of this 1983-nucleotide messenger RNA. Its product is annotated as replication protein A 70 kDa DNA-binding subunit A-like. The record is from RefSeq and is a predicted model, not a curated record. Lineage: Eukaryota; Viridiplantae; Streptophyta; Pinopsida; Cupressales; Cupressaceae. The transcript is spliced from 5 exons. Gene Ontology annotation, molecular function: DNA binding. Gene Ontology annotation, biological process: DNA replication; DNA repair; DNA recombination. Bases 1 to 1983 code for a protein of 660 amino acids. Gene Ontology annotation, cellular component: nucleus.
AUGGAUACAAAUUUGAAAGCAACAGAGGACAUCAACAAUGUAAUUGAUAGCAUGUUGCAAGAAAGCGACAAGCUAAAGAGUAAACUCAAAAAGAUCAUUGCCCACUAUGAACAUAAAUCACCAAAGCAAACAACAAUCAGCCUGUCUACAUCUUGUAGUGUUGUAACAACCAUACAUAGUAUUGAAGUAGCACCUUUGCCAAUACCAAGUAUUGAACAAUUACUUGAUCCAACGGUUAUUUUCACAUUGGGAGACAAAGAAUUUAAAUGCAGUGAUAAUGACCUCGGAUGGGUUGCUUGGGUUGAUCCUAUGUUGUUGUAUAUAUGCACAAUGGCAUCUUCAGCAGCUACCUCUGAAUCCAUAGACCAUUCCACUAUUGAUAAUCUGGCAAAAAACCAAGAGUAUGUCCCUACCCCUUUUGCAAUCCAAUCUAUCAAUGCUGGGGAUGACCUUCCUUCAGCAUUGCUACAAGUUUUGUCAUUUCAGAAAAUGCAGAACAACACAGAUGAUACUGACAAACAUAAAUUAGUGUUAUCUGAUGGUAAAUACAUGCAGUUGGCAAUCUUGCCUUCUAAAUAUGCUACUUUGAUAGAUUCAGAUAUUCUAAAAAUAGGCACAAUAAUCCAAUUAUCGAGCUAUACAUAUCGAUACAUAUGGAACACAAGGACUAUUGUAAUACUUAGUCUGGAAGUGAAACAAAGUGUUUGCCCGUUCUUUGGAAAACCAGAAUAUCUAUUCAAAGAACAACAACCAGAAAUUAUGUUUGAGGACAGACCAUCAACAUCUAAACAGUCGCUUCAGUUUGCAACUGAAUUGCCAUCCCCACAAACAACAACUUCUGAAAAUAUAUGUCCUAUAAAAACUUUGAAUCCAUACCAAAAUAAAUGGACAAUCAAAGGGAAAGUUACUCAUAAACGACCUAUUGAGGCAUAUAGCACAACCACCAAAAAUGGCCAUGUCUUUAGCUUUGACAUUGUUGAUUGUGAUGGUUCUGAAAUUAGAAUUACAUGUUUUGAUGGGAUAGCUAAGUUACACUAUAAACGUGUGGACAUAGGUUCACAUUAUAUUAUUUCAAAAGGAUCUGUUAAGGAGGCAAAUGUAAGGAAAGAUGGCAGUAAAACACAAAAACGUGUUGUGAAAAUUAAUGAUCUAUUUGGUUCAACAGUUGACAUCAACUUAUGGGGCCCAAUAGCAGAACAAAAGGGCCUAGAAUUGAAAAAUAUGUUGACCAAUGAUAGUUUGGUAAUCCUUGCUUUAUGUAAUGCUCGUGUUGGCUAUUUCAAUGGCAAGCUUGUGAACAUAACAGCUACAACAACACUACAUAUCAACCCAAGUUUCCCAGAAGCAGAGCUUCUAACAUCAAGAGGAAGGAACCCUUUGCUUACUGUACCCUUUGUUGCAGAAACUAUCCACAUAGACGACAAAUAUACUAGAAUGACAAUCUCUUCAAUCCGUGAGCGGAUGAGCAUCAAACCAGAAACAAUUCAAACAACAUUGCUAGCUAUUCUACGCUAUGUCAACGUCAAUGACCAAAAUUUCUAUUACACAGCUUGCCCACUGAUAGUCAAUGGAAGGCCUUGCAAGAAAAAAUGUACACAACAAGCUGAUGAUUCUUGGUUCUGCUCUAGAUGUCAAAUGAGUAUGCAAGACUGUAAUUAUAGUUACCUCUUGCCUCUAAAGUUGCAAGAUGCCACAGGUACUCUAUGGGCCACUGCUUUUGAUGAGGGUGGCAAUCACUUGCUACACAAAACUGUAAGACAACUCUAUGCACUACAAAAUGAUGCAACAACAAAAGAGACACCUUCCUCAGUGAUCAAGAUAAUACUCUCACAUUACUAUUUAUUCACAGUGCUAGUUUGUACUGAGACAUACAAUUCAGAAUCCAAGAUGAAAGUGACGGUCAAUAAAGUUUCUCCUGUUGACUUCAAAGCUGAGUGCCAUGCACUGCUUGCAGAAAUUAGUCGCCUAAGUACAGACACUUAG